Vitis riparia (riverbank grape) is the source of this 2807-nucleotide messenger RNA. RefSeq names its product probable cadmium/zinc-transporting ATPase HMA1, chloroplastic. Gene Ontology annotation, molecular function: ATPase-coupled monoatomic cation transmembrane transporter activity; ATP binding; ATP hydrolysis activity. The transcript is spliced from 13 exons. Gene Ontology annotation, cellular component: membrane. The coding region runs from base 120 to 2609 and encodes 829 amino acids. The record is from RefSeq and is a predicted model, not a curated record. Lineage: Eukaryota; Viridiplantae; Streptophyta; Magnoliopsida; Vitales; Vitaceae. Gene Ontology annotation, biological process: monoatomic cation transport.
CUAGUGAAGUUGCUGAUUUAAGAAGAAUGCUGUCUUUUACGGAGAGGCUCACGGCCAGAAGCUGUGAAUUUUGAGGCAUUGAUGGCCUGAAAAUUUUCCCCACUACCAAACAUCCCGCAAUGGAAACUCUCCCCUUUCGUGGAGUCCCUUCACUGAGUUGUGCAAGGAGACGAGUCAACAAUUCGUUUGAGCCCUUCCACCAUCGGACCCUCUUCUUUUAUAAUCUCUCUCUUCCCAAAUCCCUCUUUCCUCCUCUCAAUUUCCCUCUUCUUUCCCGCCACCGCGCUCUCCAAUUCGUCGCCAAGGCGGAGGAUUCUCAUCACCACCACCACCACCCCCACAAUGAUCAUCACCACGAUGGCCACCACCACCAUCACGGCCACGGCCACGGCCACCACCAUCAUCAUCAUGGCAGUGGAUCGACGCUGAGUAGAACGCAGGAAUCUUUUCUUCGAAUUGCGAAAGCGAUUAGGUGGGCAGACUUGGCGGAUUUCUUGAGGGAGAAUCUGCAUUUGUGCUGCUGUUCCACGGGUCUGUUUCUAGCGGCUGCGGCUUGCCCGUAUUUGAUUCCGAAGCCGGCCGUGAAGCCUCUACAGAAUGCCUUCAUUUUCGUUGCUUUUCCUCUCGUUGGGGUCUCAGCAUCUCUUGAUGCUCUUAUUGAUAUUACUGGUGGAAAGGUAAACAUUCAUGUACUGAUGGCUCUUGCAGCCUUCGCAUCAGUAUUUAUGGGAAACCCACUGGAAGGUGGUUUGCUUCUUGCGAUGUUUAAUCUGGCUCAUAUUGCUGAAGAGUAUUUCACCAGCCGCUCAGUGGUGGAUGUUAAGGAGUUGAAGGAAAAUUAUCCAGAUUUUGCUCUUGUUUUGGAAGUGAAUAAUAAUAAACCGCCUAAUUUCUCUCAUUUGGCAUACAAAAAGGUCCCUGUGCAUGAUGUAGAAGUGGGUUCAUAUAUCUUGGUCAAAGACGGUGAGUUUGUGCCAGUUGAUUGUGAAGUUUUCCAAGGUAGAUCAACAAUUACUAUAGAGCAUUUGACUGGGGAAAUGAAACCAGUAGAGAGGACAGUUGGGGAAAGGAUUCCAGGUGGAGCACAUAACUUGAGUGGUAUGAUGAUAGUGAAGGCAACAAAGUCAUGGAAGGAGUCUACAUUGAGCAGGAUUGUGCAAUUGACUGAAGAAGCACAACUAAAUAAGCCAAAGCUUCAAAGGUGGCUGGAUGAAUUUGGGGACCAUUACAGCAAGGUGGUCGUAGUUCUAUCAAUUGCUGUUGCCUUCAUUGGACCACUUCUUUUCAAGUGGCCUUUCAUUAGUACUUCAGUUUGCAGAGGAUCAGUUUACAGAGCGUUGGGGCUCAUGGUGGCAGCAUCUCCUUGUGCAUUAGCUGUUGCUCCAUUGGCAUAUGCUAUUGCCAUUAGUGCCUGUGCAAGAAAGGGUAUAUUGCUGAAAGGUGGGCAUGUUUUAGACGCUCUAGCUUCUUGCCACACUAUUGCUUUUGAUAAAACUGGGACUUUGACGAGUGGAAAACUAACAUUCAAAGCAAUUGAACCAAUCUAUGGACAUGGGGUCAGAGCCUAUAGAUCAAAAUUUGUAUCUUGUUGUAUCCCUAGUUGUGAAAUAGAAGCCCUUGCUGUUGCUGCUGCCAUGGAGAGGGGUACUACUCAUCCUAUUGGAAGAGCUGUUGUGGACCAUUGUGUGGGCAAAGAUCUUCCACCUGUGGCUGUUGAAAAUUUUGAGUCUUUACCAGGCAGAGGCCUUUCUGCUACACUGACUAGCAUUGAGUCAGGAAUUGAAGGAGGUGAACUGUUGAAAGCAUCAAUUGGAUCCCUAGAGUAUAUCCUUUCACUUUGUAAAUCUGAAGAUGAGUUGAAAAAGAUCAAGGAAGCUGUGAGCACAUCGUCUUAUGGGAGUGACUUUGUUCAUGCUGCUCUCUCUGUUAAUAAAAAGGUAACACUGCUUCAUUUUGAGGAUGAACCUCGACCUGGGGUAUUAGAUGUCAUACUGGCAUUACAGGAUCAAGCAAAGCUCCGUGUAAUGAUGCUAACUGGUGACCAUGAGUCAAGUGCAUGGAGAGUUGCAAAUGCUGUGGGUGUCAAGGAGGUUUACUGCAGCCUGAAACCUGAGGAUAAGCUCAAUCAUGUGAAGAGUAUAUCAAGGGAGGCAGGUGGAGGUCUGAUAAUGGUAGGUGAUGGCAUUAAUGAUGCACCUGCACUAGCUGCUGCUACUGUGGGUAUUGUGCUUGCUCAACGUGCUAGUGGAACUGCAAUAGCUGUUGCUGAUGUGCUAUUGCUACGGGACAAUAUUUCUGCUGUUCCAUUCUGUGUAUCUAAAUCUCGUCAGACAACCUCCUUGGUCAAACAAAAUGUGGCCCUUGCUUUAUCAUGCAUUCUUCUGGCCUCUCUCCCAUCUGUGUUGGGGUUUCUACCACUUUGGUUAACGGUUCUUUUGCAUGAAGGUGGUACUCUUCUUGUCUGCCUCAAUUCUGUACGCGCUCUGAAUGAGCCCACAUGGUCCUGGAAGCAAGAUCUCCUACCAGUGGUUGAUAAAUUCAAGUCCACAAUUAUGUUUUUAAGAAGACAUACCACCACCUCAAGCAGCACAAGGGCUGCUCCCCUAUAAUUGGGUGUUCCAUUUUAAGCGAAUCUAUUCGGGAGCUAUUAAAGCUUUACUCUUGAAUGAUUAUAUAUAAUAAGAUCGAAUAGAAGUUGUAAAUCUCAUUCAUUAGUGUAAACCUUUGAAGAAUCAUAAAUUUUGACUCAGCAUAAAGUUGACACAACAAUCUAAUGAAAUUAUUUGGCUCCUUAGUCUCUUUGUCUC